CAAAAGUAGAGUGGUCAGCACAAGCAGACAGUGAAAGUGAAAAAGAAAGUUUCACCGAAUUCGCUUUUGCUGUGCCUCCAGCUACAGUAAGUCGGUUUUUGAAGCGACCGCUCGUGCAGAGGGAUGGAAAAAGAAUUACAGCCAUGUGGGAUGAGAAACAACACAUGCGCGAUGAUGGGUAUUUUGUAAUGGUAUCGCUAUUUUUGUAGCUGCUAAUUAUGUGCUUUUCUCUUUUUUCAUCUGUCAUAUCAGUUUUGGCAGUGCUUCUUCUGGAGGGGAAGAUCAUCGUGGUAUCACGAGAAGCUUUUUCAGUCAAAUUUCAAACUUUCGUGAAAUGAUCAAAGCAUCAACCAAUGUUGUUUUAACUACCCCCCUCUUCACAUCCAGUCCCGGUCUUGGCUGGCGGUGGGAUCUCGAGAAUGACGAGACAUGUCGGAUUUUUUCAGUCGUCGACUUCUUGUCAGAUUUUGCGGAAGUCGUUACUACUCCUGUGCUACCUCCAUGGGAAGCUGCUACCUCUCCUGCGCCAAAAUCUGGUAUAAGUGUGAAAUAGAAAUUCACAUUGCUGCUCUCUAGUCCUGUAGCUAGUGCUGAGUCCACUGCUUCCAUCAUUUUUUCAUCGUCGAAUACUAUGCAUGGAGAAGAAGAACAAAGAGAGUUUCCUCUAUUUGGUUCUGACAUGCAAAAUUAUAAGUUUGCCAGUAGCAGUAGUGAUGUAAAAUCUUCUAUGGAUAAAAAACCCCUUCUCAGUAGAAAACCCUAUCCCGGGAUUCGCCCCAGUCGCAGAACCUGACGCAACCCCCGCGGGCACAAGAGCAGCAGAGCAGCCUUUACAAUUACAUGCAGGUGUAGGUCCUUUGGCUUUAGACGACGAGAGCGCUUCUUCUUCCUCCUCUAGUUGUACAGAAGAUGAGAAGAAGCUAGAUCAACUCCAUGAUCACGAGCAAGAGGCACAUACUAAGAUGAGUUUCCUAACCACUGAAGAGGAGACCACAUCAAGUGAUCUGAACACGUCGAAGCAAGAAAAGCGGCCACUUCUAGUCAGGCACAGACACGCAGCUUUGUCUUCCUCAAGAGGAAAGCAGCGGGGUACACGUGGACCGGGGAAUAGAGGACAAAAAGGAGGAGUACUAGGUGUAGGAGAUUUUCUGCUUCCAAAGAUGAGCAGUGUGGAAGAUACAGAAGCAGACCCUCUAGCGUUCGUGCGCGAGACUGCCAGACUAGUUGGGAAUCUGACGUCAUUGUCUGAGAAAAUCGAUCAAGUCAGUGGUCGUACGGGUAGUACGUCUUCUACGUCGCAGAAAAAGACUAAACCGCCGACCAAGUUACACGUUGGGAAUAUAAAAGGCGCUUCUUCUAUUACAUCACCCCCAGUCGGUACGUGUAGUCCGGCUGGCACCGAAACGAGCGGCCUGUAUCUGAAAAGCAAGAGCGCGUAUAACAAGGUAACAAGAGAACAACAAGCAGCUGGAGUUACCAAUAGCGAGACAAGCCCUGAAGACAAUACCUUGGACGAUAUCAUGCGCGAACUGAGGCACACGCGGAGUCCUCUUUUCUAUACCAAGGAGUCGUCGAAACUUCUUUCUUCCUCCUCCAAUGAGACCACACAUCCAGAAAUUGCGACGGCUGAAGCUGAAGGCGUUGGAAGUGGAGAUCAAACUCAAGCAGGUGCAGGGGUCGUUAAGAUGCUACCUUCCGGAUCGUCUACUAGAGGCAAGCCCGCUAUAAUUUUCUCAUCGAAGUAGACUUCAUUUGGUAUUCGCAAAUGCAGCUUCCUUGAACAAGAUACUCUCUGCUGAGUAUGGAAGUGCCAAUGGUGAUACAGCUUGAUGUCCUCUAGCAUUCAAAGAAGUCCAUAUUGAUGUUGUUGAUGUUGUAGCUCUCUAACAAUACAACUGUUACAACUGAUCUCACGCCGACGAGCUAUUCGAAUGUUGGAGGGGAUCAUCUUAUGAAUGGUGGUGGCCUUGUUCCUUCAGCAACUUCAUCCUUGAGAAAUGCAUCAGCACAACGGAGACGGCGCAAGCCUCCACCAUGGUCGCCUGCGGGAGCGGCUGCGCGAGACGGUUUAGUCCCUUCCCCUCUGAGAAAUUUACGCGAUUUAGCAGCAGACAUGCGACCUGAAGACGCAGCCGAACUCCUCUUGUCUGGUGGUAGAGGAAACAUAUUGACGACGUCGAGUAGUUGUAGGUCAAAGAAUGAUAGCAAGCAACAUACAAAUCAGGGUCAGGAGGGAGGUCAUGACGAUUAUCUUCAUGGCAAAACUGAUCCUGAGGGAACUGUAGCACAGCUAGGAUCAUCUGCAAGCCUCGUAGUUGUAACUCCUGCUUCAUCAAGUUCUUUGCUUGCCUCAACAGUGUCCGCCCAAAACCCUGGUCGCGCCAAUUCAGUCCGACGUAUGGCUAGACUUCAAAGGGAAUUGCAUAGUGCAUCCCGUGGACCAGGUAGUCGUCGGAUGACACCGCGUAGUGGUAGAACAGGUGGUCCAAAUCAAAGUUUUAAACCGCACGUGAGGCAACACAUAGAAUCAGAGCUCCAAAGGACGAUGGAGAUGAAACAACGGAUGCAACUACAGCAACAAGGUCGGUCGCUAGAAGGAUCAACAUCAUUUAUUUCGACACUAGACCACGAACACCAGGAACAUGAUCAGGCUUUUCUAUACGACGAAACGUCAGGAGGUGCUGCGCAUGCAGGUGACAGACUCGUUGGGCGCUUGUAUCCCGACUACCUUUCACGAGGCCAAUCUCCUGGGCCGACGAGUAAGAUUACUUUUAGCUAAGGAUUUCCACAUUACAUUCUUCACAGUGAACUACACUCAAUUAGUGACACAUCAUUAUUCUCAGUGACACUACCAUUCUGUACUUGUUGUCCAAUAGGAAAGAACUCAGGGUUAGGAGGUGGAUGUUUUGAAGAAUGCAAUGCUCCAACCUCUAAGCUAGUGGCGCGUUAUCAACUAGCUCCACGUCAUUGCAACAACUACAAGGGAGAAAUAAUACGUCGCACACUGCUCCUCUUUAUCCGGCGCACAAGACGUCAAGCAGGCCCCCACUUCUUGCAGGUGGGUCACGGUCCUCACAAAGUCAAAGAGGACAACCUACAACGAUAGGAAAGCCGCCACGGAACAAGAGGUAUGACUUUGGUCAAGCAGUUCCUCGAGACAGUCAGAAAAGCGCAGGGACUAUGGUACCAGACGAAUUUGGAGACAUGGUUGCGCGAGGGAUGUCUAGUGUUGCUGACGAAGGUCUCUUUGACGGGCAGAUGGCGAUGGGGCAUACAACAGAAAUAGGAGGACGAGGAGAUGGGUUUGCUAAUGGAACAGCAAUAGGAAUGGGAACCGUUGGAGUGGGUACCAGUUCCGGCGCUUCUAUACUUGGUGGCGCCAACAACAAUACUAAUGUCUUGCUGCAACAAGGUCAUGGUCAAAGUCAAGCACCACAAGCAGCAGGUACAACAAAACCACGACCUCCAGACACUUCACCACCACAAGAGUCAUUAUCAGGUUUGAGCUUUUUUUCCUAUACCCCUAGUCCAGCAAAAGAGCGUGGGACUGCGAGUCCUGCAAGGAAAGAGAGCCCACUCGCAAUGCACAGUCCCAAGAGGUUGCAGAGUCCGAGACAAAACCUACACAGUCCAAAACACACACAACAUGCAUCUGCAAUGUUGACGACAAGUACAUCUACGAGUAGAGCAGAUUUAGUACGAGGAGGGGGAGCAGCUGCAAAAUCUGGUAUGAGAACGAAUAAAGCUUCUAAUCCCAAUCGAGCAGGUGCCGGACCAGCAUCUUCUCUAACGGCCAUGUCUGGUGAAACUUCAGCUUCUGGAACAAAUAGACGGCUUGAGGAGUGGCUAGCGUCGAAACGACAAGUGCUAGAGGUUAUGCGCAAUGCAAGUCCAGAGAAGGACAAGAACAUCGUACGUCUAUAUAAAGAAGUGAGGGAGCGGCCUGCAAGUCCGAAAUAUCUGCUGCCACAACGUGCUGAAGCGAUGGAGGCUAGGAGACGCGAGGAAGUGGCUGUCGGAAAAAGUAUUUCAUCUUUGUGACCGUUUUUUCUAGGUAGAAGAUGAAGUGUACUAGUUUGAUGCCCAACGACAGAUGAAAUUAUUCUUCCUGUCUGUCGGUGUCGAUCCUACCCCUGCAAUUUCUAUCCUACUUUAAGUCAUAACACUCAUAACACUCACCCUUACUGUACUAGGUGCUACUUUAUCUUCCGGUGCCACCGCGAAGACUAACUUGGAAGCUCUACCCUCCUUUGAGGAGCUUAUUGUGAGCCCUGCAGAGUUGCCAUUGGCGACGCCACUUACACCAGCUAACGACAUGGACGAGUUCUUAGAAGGCGAGCCUCGUCUUUCCACAAUUGCGACAGGGACAGCAGGCACUACGAGCACCACAGGUGCUAGCGCAACGAUAACUGGAGCUUCCACGAGCACCACAGCCGCGACAGAAAUGGAGCGUGCUAAGCUUGAGUACUUGCUUCAUAGUAGUAAAAACACAACACCAACGCCAAAAUCGUGGACUAGAGCUCGAAUUGAAUCUUCAGAAGGCAGCACAAGCGAAGAAAAGAGCGCAACGAGUGCGGCACCGCGUGCUGGAACCAAACUACGACUAGGGAGUCCUGCUUGCUGUCGCCCAGACCACUUGGUUGCCAGUAGUAGUUAUGGGUGUAGGGAAUUCAUCAUCCCCAAAUGAGUCAGUUGAGAGAGAUGAACGAGACAAGAGGAAAAAGGCACCCAGAUCGCUGAUCUUGUUCCCUGAGAUGAAUUUCCUUUAUCUCUAAAGCAAUGGCUCCUCUUUGUCCAUCGUGCAGGCGUCUUUACUACGACGUGUAAGUCCUUCUCCUGCAGUGUCGCUUUCUGGGUCGGCGAAAAGUCCCGCAGAGAUGCUAGCUGCGGCCGUUGGGCCUCUGUCCUUGAAGCCACCACGUGUCAAUGUGCCACCUCCGGCGUUUGCGACACCUCGAACUUCAGCACGGUUCUUUCAUCAAAACGGAACGCCCGUCGGGCAGCAAAGUCUUGUAGGCGAUGGGAAGCAGAACAAGCGUCUAUACAUCCCAUCAACGAAGGAGGAACUGAAGGCGGAAGAAGAAAGGAUGAGAAAGAUAAGAACAGAAGGCGCUGGUGGUGCUGGUGGUGUGGUCGAGGAAGAGAUCACCGAUCAAAAAUCUCAAACGAAUGCCCAAACAAGCCCAGCUCCAGUUCCUCACAAGCAAGAAUCUUUAGAAGAUGAAGUCGCUAGAAGAAAUUCCAAGAGUAGCGAGAGUACAACAUCCUUUGUAGAGCAGCUGCCUGUGGAGGAUCGUGCAGUACGAGUGAACGUUAGACGUAUGCCCGGAGGUGGGUCUCCAAAUUCUCCAGGGGUACCCGAUGAAUUCGUUAACGACCAUUUUGGAGGAAGCGAAGACGAUGGACCACCAGUUCCACCAGUCAAAAGAACAGGUAGUGGCACAAAUCACAAGAAACUACAGAGAGGUACUUCUAGUGCGAGUGCUAGCCUUCCAAGUACAAGCAGUGCCAACUACGAACAUCAAGCUACUCUUGAAGAGACAAAAACUAUAACUACUAGGACUAUGACAUGCUCUUCACAACAAGCACUGGUGGAUCCACCUCAAGUGGGCUCUUCUGCGUCUGAAGAUGCAUUGAGCACUUCUGUAUACCUGGAAUCCCGCACAAGCAGAGUACAGGCUGACGAUACGGCUCUUUUGAUUCCCUCUAGUCCCGAACCCGCCGAAAAUACGAAUAAGGGUCUGCUGGGGUGGCUCUUUAGGAGAUAGAAGGUCAAGAUAUUGGUUGUCAUAGCAUGGCCGCUUCUGCUCUCGAUACGUUGCACAGAAGUUGUAGUUGAUUAAAAUGAACCACUUUUUCCAAGACGAGUUUGGUGUUACUCACAACGAUACUCGUCUGACUCUGCCAGAUGUCACGAUUAUAGCCGCGCAUGCUUGCAUACAUUCAUAGCAUGAUCUUCGAAGGACUCACAUAUUGUACAGGAGUUGUUGUAGAUGUAGCUUAACAAUCAAAAUGUUCAUCAAGAUGUGAUAAAGAUAAUGUAGAUUUUUUGCUCGGAGACACAAAAAAUCAAUAAAGGUCUAUGUCAAUUUUUCCUUUUCGAAUCAACCAAAAUGCAAAGCGAGACAUCAUGUCUUGACGGUGCGUAGCUUCUCAGUCCAAAUUUGUGUGAAUCAGUCCAGAAACUUGUUAGGUAACAGAGGGAUCGUGCAAAGGUAAUCAUUUCUACAGUCGCCGCACAAAGCCUGCUAAAAAAAGGUAACAGAUAUGUUGAAAAGCAAAGUCACAUACCGAUGUGGUUGAAGUCUAAACAGGGUAACAGGUGGUGAUAACUACAAAAUGCGCCAUAUGGUGCGACAGAUAGUUUCAAAAGACCUUCAAUUGUUUAUAUAUAAGGGAAUGGCAAAUAAACAACCUCUCGAAGGCAACCUCCGAACACCUAGACAAGCUGGGGACCUCCACUGCAUAGUUGUCAGUGACAAC
Messenger RNA from Amoebophrya sp. A25, 6483 nucleotides. The record is from the annotation of a GenBank genome assembly. Lineage: Eukaryota; Dinophyceae; Syndiniales; Amoebophryaceae.